Molecule: messenger RNA, 2339 nt
Organism: Chiloscyllium plagiosum (whitespotted bambooshark)
Lineage: Eukaryota; Metazoa; Chordata; Chondrichthyes; Orectolobiformes; Hemiscylliidae
Source: RefSeq, a predicted model, not a curated record
UAUUUUAAACUUGCUGCUUGCAGGAUUUUGUUCAAAAAUGAAGACAGAAAUUGGGAAGAAAUUGAAAACAAAAUGCGAUCGGAGAGUGAAGUUCCUAUUCUGAAAACAUCAAAUAAGGAGAUUUCAUCAAUUCUGCAAGAGUUGAAAAAAGUAGAGAAACAACUUCAAGCCAUCAGUGUGAUUAUUGAUCCAGACGGUACUUUGGAUUCAGCAUGUGGCCUGAAAUUAUCGAGUCCCAGUUUGCUCGGACAAACCAAGCACAAGACAAGUUCAGACCGAAGUCCUCCGAUCACAGGCUCUAAUUCUGACUGCCACAACCAUUUCAGCCAAUAUGUACACAAUGGGGAGGACAGAGAGAAUUCUUUGCAUGACUGACCUUUUUUUUUGUCUCUUCAAAAUGGCAGAGCAUAUAUCAACAGGCACGAUAGUUUUGGUCUGGCCUAUGUUAUUGAGAACAGUUGUGCUUGCCACUUACUAGCCUUGAGGUGUUUUCCUGCUUUCUGUGGUGCUUUCCUCACCACAUAACUUUUGCUAUGGCUGUAAGCUUUGCAUCCAUCAAAUAAUGAAACAUUAGGGAGACAGACGUCACAUUGUCACAUGUGUCCAGUGAAAUGUGAACACAUCGAUGGCUCUUCUAGCCACAUGAGUCAUCUUCAAAACAAAAUGGAGAAGCAAAUUGGCAUUAUUAUAAAAACUGGAAUAGAAAUGUUGUGUUUAAGCACUGUUUAAAUGGACUAAUAUAUAGACAACACAAGCUUAGAAUAUCAAAAACAUCAGUGCCAAACUACUCAGUAUAUUGGUCAGUUGAACAACGUUCUGUUGCAUCAAAGAACUGCUGUUGGUUAUUUAUGUGUUUAGUAUGUAAACCACAGACUCCACAUAGGAUAUUGCUUAACUGUACAAAGUAGAAAACAUAUUCAGUAAUUAUUGUAAUUUUGGAUAAGAAUCUCUGCUUUAUGCUGUGAUCAGAAGUUGGUUGAUGAUUUUUAAUGCUGAAAAGUCAUGUUGAUUACAACACUAUUAGUGUUAUACAAUAUUGCACUAUUAACUUGCAAGUUAAAGGAUGGGAACGUUAUGUUGGCAACUGGGUCUUGUUUAACACUCUCUUUAUUCAUUAGAUUUUAAACAAAACCAUAAAUAAGCAAAAGUUAACACAUUGCCUUGUGGAUUGCAAACACUGUUGCCAUUUAAGAGGAGUAAUUGGGAUGCUCAUUGUGCAGUGUGCUGAUCAACCUAUCAAAGGACCAAUCUCAAAUCAGUAGCCCUCAAAUGAUUCACUCCAACAAAAUCUUGGUAACCCUACUUAAUUUGUAGAAAAUCAGUGCAUAAUAAGUGAUAAAAACAAACUUGAUAGAUUAAGGGGCACUGUGAGGCAGUUCCACCUCCCUGGUAUAGUUUUGUACCUAAUUUAAGUUGAUGCGAGAAAGUCUCUUGUGAAUUUGCCUCAUCAACAUUAAAUGUGUUCAGGGCAUUCUCAAUGUAGUUUUUGUUUAAAAUUGAGUUAAGAUGAUAAAGUUGCUCUUAACAGGUAGUCCACUCAAGCAUGGAAGUGGAAAUAAAAAGUUAAACCGGGAUUCUAAUUAUGCUGCCAUGUAAUGUACUUUAAAGGUAGGUUUAGCACAUACAGUAUCUUGUUGCUUUGGAUACUGACUUGAUGACAAAAGUACCCCAUUCUCAUCAGAAUGUCCUUUACUUUAAAUGUUAUUAUUGAAACUGGAAAUAGGAAAAUAUCCAUCCUCACCACAUGCACAACACAACUCUCAUCCAAAUGACAGAAGGACAUCUCUUCAUUCUGCUCCCUCAUUUAAAAUUAACUUGGUCAAUAUCAAUCCAUUUCUUAGGGAUCGCAGUAUGGAUUUGUUGCUUGUCUUUGUAACGUUGUUUAGAAGCUAUAUAAAUAACUGAAGUGAGAAAUGGAAACUGGAAUGAUGACAGUGAAAUGUAUAUUUCGGAGCAUGGAAUUAGGUUGAAUAGUUGCGAUGUUAAAGAGAUUGAUAUAAUAUCUUACCUGAUAUCAGUACUAGCUAGCAGAGAUUUCCUGUUUUCUCCAUAAUUGAUGUUACCUAUGUUGAUCAGCACAAAUCAAGGUAAAGCUCCACAUUCUAUCUCAAUGGGAAAUAUGAUCUUAACAUAUUUAAGAUUUAGUAAUAGAACACUUUACUGUUUAGGUAUGUCUUGAUUUGAUUAAAUUCCUUCUUUUAUGUUAUUAGAACUAAUCCCUCUACUUCCAUCCAGUUUCUUACUUUGCCCCUGAGUCAUACACUGUGCUCAGAAAGACACAUCAUGCACUUAAGAUAAUUCAUUAAUAUUACUGUGAGUUUGUUGCUAAAAAAUAUGAA